Messenger RNA from Rhizopus microsporus ATCC 52813, 961 nucleotides. RefSeq lists its product as uncharacterized. Bases 42 to 554 code for a protein of 170 amino acids. The transcript is spliced from 4 exons. The record is from RefSeq and is a predicted model, not a curated record. NCBI's taxonomy places the organism in Eukaryota, Fungi, Mucoromycota, Mucoromycetes, Mucorales, Rhizopodaceae.
AAAAAAAAAAAAAAAGAAAAAGACUUUUUCCCUUUUAUUUCAUGCUAGUUUUUAUUAUUGUAUAUUUUACUCUCUUAGUCCAAGUGGUUAUAGCCAAUACAGAAAAAAUCAUAUUACAAUUCAACCAUGAUUUACCAGUGAUUGAAUGCUUAGAGACCACUGCUUUACUAUCACCUCCAUUCGAUUUUCUAAGGGAUUCAAUUUCAUCUCAACAGAGUAAAUACUACACAUUGGCUAAUCUGAAGAAUGGCUCAACCUAUGAAAUUCGUGUUUCUUAUCCUGCUAUUACACCAGCAGAUUUUUAUAUAAAAGCAUUAGGAACUUGUCAAGGUGAUUUAUAUUUAGAAAUUAGUGCAAAAAGUACAGGUGUGUCAAGGAUAACUCAAGCUGAAAGAGAGGUCAUUACUUUUGAUUUAGUCAUCGAAAACCUUUACUUUGGAGUGUUAUUUUACAACGUAUACAAAUUAGUUAUCAUUAUCAGUAUCACUCUUUUCUUCAGUUAUUUCAUAUUGAUGCCUAGAGUGAAAAGGUUCAUUACUCUGAAGACUCUAUGAAAAAGUGUAAAGUGUUCUUUGGCCCUAAACAAUAUAAUUAUGCUUCAUUAAAAAGCUCAAUCCAUCAGUCAAGGUAUGGGGAAUGGAUCCUAAUAUAAUAUACAUUGUAUAUCAUUUUAAAACAAAUAAAGAACUUGCUCAACACAGCAGUAUGAAUUACCUGUAGCAGCAGUACAAGAGUCACAAUUACUAAAAAUGGAAAGCACAUUUUUGGUCCUGCGACUGUCAUGGAAACAAGCCAGAGAACUAAUCAAUCCUUCCUUUCACAUUAUCUAAUAUGGGUAAAUAAGCAGAUAUUAUAUAUAUCUUCAUCCAUCCAUUAACAGGCUUUCCAUCCAUAUAAAGGUAUCAGUCGUGACUCCAGGCAUAAGCGAUCUGCUACAGGUGCUAGACGUGCUCAAUACAGA